AUGGCAUCCCAAAUAGCGACACAGAUGGUCUCAUUUAGCUCAGUUGGUUGGCUCGCUGGAGGAUCUGCUGUUCCUGUGACACCUGUUGCCUGUCUCGUAGAGUACAGAAUCCAUGAGUUGUUGGUCGUCGACUUCGUUAUGGAGGCAAAGAUGGAGACCGCCGCCAGUAUCAUCGCUUUUAUCGACGCCGCGGCAAAAAUCACAUCACUCAUUAUUGAAAUCAAAGAAUUAUGGGGCGAAGCCAAAGCCCUCCCGGAGGAUCUUCGAGAUAUGGUAGAGGAGCUCGAUAUACUUGCUCUUGAUUUCGCAGAACUAAAAGAGCAGCUUGACUAUGAUCGAGAAUUCCAUCCCAGCAUCAGCAACUCCUCUAUAGAUCGCAGCUUUAUUGCCGCGAGGAAAGCCCAAAUCAUUCUGGAUGACCUUGUUAAAGAGAUACAGUCCGUGUUAUACUCAAAAAAGGAAGGAUUCCAGCGUACGAUGAGCGCCUUCAAGUUUCUGUUGAAGAAGGGAAAACUUGAGGGUUGUCAAAAGAAACUCAAGCGGUCUAUAGAUUUACUUCAUAUUGCUAUAAGUAUCCGCCAUAUGUCUACGACAAGGCAACAAGCAGAGACAAUUACCAGCCGAGUAAGGAGUGAUUUCCGACAACAACUCACAGAUUUCCAGCCGGAAUUCGUUUCCAUGAUCCAGACAGCGAUGCGGAACGAACAGAUACUUAUCAAGAGCCAGAACGAUAUCCAUAAGAAGGGCUCGGAGACUGAGAGAAAAGCAACAGUAACACAAAGAACACGACCAUGGCUUACUUAUACGAAUGAGUCUAGAUCCUGGCGAGCGCGGGUCCAGUUGCCAAGCUGGCUGUCACAAGCUGUUUAUGAUAUCCAGUUCAACACAACUAUGUAUAGCUGGAGUUUCGCCUGCCAGUCUUAUAACAUAAUCUCUCCAGAGUCAGAUAUUGUUCAGACAAUCCAGAAGGGAGACAAGGAUGGCGUAUUGAAGCUUUUCGAUACACGGAUGGCAUCUCCAUUCGACAAAGACCACCGUGGAUACUCGCUUCUCUAUUUCGCAGCGCAAAACAAACAAUACGAAAUAUGUCAAGUUCUUCUCAAACUGGGACUCAAGGGGUCUCUUACGGAAGUAGUUGGUGAAGGACGAGAGAGUCCAUUAAAACCACUCAUAUACCAGCCGAAUCGACAAUCGGUAGAAGAGGAAUGGAAUCGCAUAGUUGAACUGUUCCAAGCAUAUCUUCAAGACGUUGACGAGGUGCCGGUUAUCCGGCUCUUCGACUUCAUCCACGAGUGGACAUACAUGGAUGAUUUCAUGUUCAUAUUCAGGGAAAGGUUUAUGCCAAAGUACUACCACUGGCCGAUACGAGAUCGUCUCGAGGCUGUUCGCCUUGGAUCGUUCCAUAUCUUAACAGAAAAUAGCUUCCCCCGUCUUCUUUCUAAGGACUCGGUCAUCACGAGGUUGGACGUUUCUCAAUCCAGUACCGAGAAGCUCUCACUUGUUCAUUCAUCAGCUAUAGCUCUGGGGAUUCGGUUUGCUGAUGAAACUAUUCCUUACAAGAGAGCUGAGUUCCAGUGGCGGGUCUAUACUGAGUCAUGGAGGGAACUCGUCACCCAGAUUGCAUCCGUGGCAGCGCCUGAUGACCUUCAUAGCGUUGAGCUCGUGAGCCCUUGGGAUGUCCACCAUGUUCCACAUUGGCGAGGGACACCGCUAAUUUCAGUUAUCGGAGGAGUUUUGUGUUAUCUUUCACCAGACGUUACUUUCGUCCAUUGGGACAAGUCUUUCCAGGAAACUCUGCGUGAAUGGCUGGAAGGACUACUAGAAGCGGGAGUAGACUUGGCUGAGUAUGGCAAAGAAGAGCACAACCUUUUGCAUGGAGGACUUAAAGGCGCUUUUGACGCAGAUGCUAUAGAGGCUUCUCGGACGAUGACGAGAGAGACCUUGGCAAGGGCAGCAUACGGCGCCAAGGUAAGCCAAAAGGCUGACGAGGGAUGGAAUGUCAAUCAUUGGGUCCCCAUCCGAAUUAUAGAUAUAGCUACGGGACCAGAGAUAGAGGAUUGGAGAAUAUUUUGGGCCCCAGAGUUUGAGUACAUGGCGCGUCAGUUUUGGGAGUUGGUUGAGACAGAGGAAGUAAAGAGCGUUAUGCCUGGGUCAUGGAAUGAGAGUUAUUAG
Molecule: messenger RNA, 2172 nt
Organism: Fusarium coffeatum
Lineage: Eukaryota; Fungi; Ascomycota; Sordariomycetes; Hypocreales; Nectriaceae
Exons: 5
Coding region: 1-2172 (723 amino acids)
Source: RefSeq, a predicted model, not a curated record